This is a messenger RNA of Rotaria sp. Silwood2, 260 nucleotides long. NCBI's taxonomy places the organism in Eukaryota, Metazoa, Rotifera, Eurotatoria, Philodinida, Philodinidae. The record is from the annotation of a GenBank genome assembly.
AUGGUUGUUCAGCUAAAAUACAUACAUACAGAUACAAAUAGUAAAUUGAUUAAAACGAUUGAUGAUCAUAAUCAUCUUCCAGAGAAAGAAAAACUUGAAGUUCGUGAAAAAGUCAAACAACGUGCAAUUAACGAAACAACACCCAUUCCACGUAUCUAUGAUGAAGAGUGUGCAAAAUCGAUGUUGUCAAACGCAGCAAUUGCUGUAUUACCAAGUGAACGUGAAAUGAAUAGUGGAAUCAACAAAGCACGUCGGGGUAU